Molecule: messenger RNA, 1374 nt
Organism: Gilbertella persicaria
Lineage: Eukaryota; Fungi; Mucoromycota; Mucoromycetes; Mucorales; Choanephoraceae
Exons: 3
Coding region: 430-1188 (252 amino acids)
Molecular function (GO): acyltransferase activity, transferring groups other than amino-acyl groups
Source: RefSeq, a predicted model, not a curated record
AUAAAUGCUAUGUAAAUCAACUUGCAUAUUCUUACAGAAUAAUAGAAAGAUAAGCAAAUCUUCGGGCGAUUAACAGAAAUUUACAAACAGUCCUAGAGCAAGCAAACAUUUCUUAUCGUUUGAUCAAUAUUGUCUAGAAUUUUGUUCGAUUUUUGAGCCAAGAAAAAAAAAACAAAUACUAGCAGUGAAACUAUACUUUUUUUUUGCUCUUCCUUAUUAUUUUCAACACUAAACAAAUAAUAUCUUUUUCUUAAAACUGAUGUCAAAGGAAGUAUUAUUGAUUGUUCUAGAUUUCGAGAUCGAUAAAUGUAGCCAAUCAUAUAUCACAAGCGAGGGGUUUGCAAGAAAUAUGGUUUAAAUUCCCUUUACGAGCAUUUGUACGUAUAUAAAAAGAACGGUUUGUUUUCUUUUCCUUUUGUUUUUUCUGUCAUGUCAUUAACUACAUCUUCCCCAAUUGACCAUUGUAAAGUGAGUCGCAAGCUCACAGUAAAUAUUCACCAUCAUACACCUAAUGUCCGCCCUAUAAUCAAAGGCGCAUUUAAAGAGGCAUCAAACUCCCUGACUGAAGCUUAUCUCAAAGAUAACAUCAUGGGAUGGUGUGUCCAAGGUCUAGAGCAAAAAAAACAUUAUGAAUUCCUUUAUACACUUUUUAAACAUAUGAUUAAUGAAUCCUCUCUCCAGAGUCGAGAUUUUGCAUUGCAAGUAGAUGGCUGUAAAGGCAUUCUUAUCUGGACAAACAACCCUAACAGUUCUCCUUGGCCACGCGUGCUGAGCACCAUCAAACUGGCUCGUCUGAUAGGAUGGGCAGCUGCCAUUCGUACUGUCACUAAAGUUGGUCCUUCAUGUGAUAAACUCAAGCGUAAAAUCAUGGCAGAUCAUCCUCAAUAUAUUACAAUUGGCCAUGUAGGCGUAUUGCCACAAGAGCAGCACAAGGGAUACGGGUCUGCUCUUGUUCAUUACGUGCUUGAUAAAGCUGAUAAUGCCAAGCAUCCUGUCUAUGUGGAAGUAUCUGAUCCUGUCAGUGUCAAGUUUUUCGAGCAAUUUGGGUUUAAGGUGCAAGGUACUGUCUUUAUUGCGAAUCGUGCUGAACUGCCUGUAUCCAUCAUGGUACGUUUGCCUGCCGUUUCUGGCACUCCUGAACGUCUUCACAUCAGACCAGGAAGACGUGAUUCUGAUAAUUCUUUUUAAAUUUUGUAAAGCUACUUCUGUACAUAUAUACAUAUAAAUAUACAUAUAUCUUUUCACUCGUAAUAAAAAUGCAUGUUAUAUCUUCUACAAUUAUUGAUGCUUUUUGGAAGAAAUAAGAAGAGCACAGACCAUUCGAGAGACUGACUAAUUUAUAUUUCUCUUUGAUCUCCGAAGCUUUGAUAAUCU